CAAGGUCAGCAUUUCACUGCAUCCCUUUGGCAUUAAAGUCUCUUCGGUUCUCUCCCCUCCAUUCUGCCAGUAGCAUUUACUCUUCCUGCGUCGCUCACAUCAACGGAAGACCAUUAAGGCUCACAUGCGUCCCCUUCAUUUCUAUUAAUAAUUACCCAUAAAUACUCGCCUCCACCUUUAAAUUUCCCAUCUCUAUUUAUUUCAUGGACUCCUUUUUUUUUUCCAAGACAUGGUUUUUACUUUUUAUGAACUCUUCCUUCUCCUCCUGAAGUCCUUCAGUUUGUGUUGGUUGAAAGGACGACGAAGUUUCUGGACUGGUGUCAUCGACAUUGUUCCACUCUUAUUGUUACUGUCAUUUAACUGUGGCUGGAUUCAAGGGCUGAUAUUUGCGUCUACAGUGAAUAUUGGCAUCAUGAAGGUUCCUGGCUUUUGGGUUCUAUUCGCAGUGGUCGCGACUAUUUUGAUAUGCUUAAACUUCUCGAGCUCCAUUGCUGGCUGCAGUUUCCCCGAUUUGGUCUCCAUCAACUGUGGUGAUAGCACAAAAAUUACAGUAAGCAGGAAGCUGAAGGAAAACAGAAUUGGUAGGACAAGCAACAAAAAGGGCGGUAUGGGUGAUGUAACUCUAGAUGAUUAUCAACCCAUCGAUCCAGUGCCAAGUUCAAAGACGUCUGUGAAACCUGGACCCAUUGAGCAUGGCUCUCCUCUGAUUCCAUUCAUCCCAAAACCGUCACCUCCUGUUCCUCCUAACGCUGGAGGUUCUCCUUAACUCGCGCUUGUCGCUGACAAUGUUAGGGCUAUGCUUAGUAGACCUUCAAAUUUUAGCUUUCUUUACAUUUUGUUAUGCUUAUUAUGCCUGCUUGAGUUUGUAACCCUUGUCUUUUCUCAUGUGUGUAGUGAAAAGAAGUUGGUUCUUGGGCUCUCUGGGUCACUUAAUAUAGUAGUUGUGUACUAACUAGUUAGGAUGGAUAGCGUUUGAUGAGUGAAGCUCCAACUUGAGCAAUAAAUGUGCCUCCGUUUUAAUGGGAAGAGAUUUUUUGUUAA
Molecule: messenger RNA, 1041 nt
Organism: Prosopis cineraria
Lineage: Eukaryota; Viridiplantae; Streptophyta; Magnoliopsida; Fabales; Fabaceae
Exons: 4
Coding region: 230-766 (178 amino acids)
Source: RefSeq, a predicted model, not a curated record